AUGCUCAUCACGAAUGCCUUCGAGGAGUCGGGAAAGAUCAAGGCGGCGGCUUCGCUGAACGAGCUCAAGUAUGGGUCCACCGGGCUGCUGAGGUUCUUCUCUGAUGAAAAGAAUUUCAUCCAGGACCAGACGAGCAACAGGCAGGACGACAGCGUACGAAGUUUCCCUUCUCCGUCAUGGUUCUUGGCGUCAUCUCCAGCGAGGGGGGACGUCUUCUUUCAAAAGGGCCUGAGAGUUACCGCUGAGAUCUACCAGGAGGUGCCGAGGAACGUGCAAGACUCCGCUUCUGCACACAAGGCCAAAACGACCCAGCCGAGGCUGCUCAACAAUGUUCCUCACCACUGGUUGUCGGACUUGUGGUUGCCCUCCUCACUCGACUGCAAAUACCUUGACUAUUUCUUCUGGGUCGUGAUCGAGGCCAAGACCAAGAAGCACGCCCACAACACGGUCGACUCUCCGAAGGCUGCCAUCGUGGAGGCGUUCGCCGCUAUGGACAAGGACAUGGUCGCCAAAGCGUCCUAUCUAUCUAUCUAUCUAUCUAUCUAUCUAUCUAUCUAUCUAUCUAUCUCAGUCUGUUCAUUAUCUAUCUAUCUCAGUCAGUUCAUAUCUAUCUAUCUAUCUAUCUAUCUAUCUAUCUAUCUAUCUAUCCCUAUCUAUUCUAUUAUCUAUCUUAGUCUAUUCAUUUCUGUUCAUUAUCUAUCUUAUCUAUCUAUCUAUCUAUCUCAUCUAUUCAUAUCUAUCUCAGUCUAUUCAUAUCUAUCUAUCUAUCUAUCUAUCUAUCUAUCUAUCUAUCUAUCUAUCUAUCUAUCUAUCUCAUCUAUUCAUUAUCUAUCUAUCUAUCUAUCUAUCUAUCUAUCUUCAUCUAUCUAUCUCAGUCUGUUCAUUAUCUAUCUCAUCUGUUCUAUCUAUCUAUCUAUCUAUCUAUCUAUCUAUCUAUCUCAUUUUUUAAAUCUUUCUCUCUCCCACUCCUCUCUCUCUCUUAUUCUAUUCAUGUCUACAAAUAUUUCUACCCCUAUUUAUCCCCGUCUGUUCCUAUCUAUCUAUCUAUCUAUCUAUCUAUCUAUCUAUCUAUCUAUCUCUAUCUAUCUAAUUCCAUUCUUUUGA
Molecule: messenger RNA, 1104 nt
Organism: Acanthosepion pharaonis
Lineage: Eukaryota; Metazoa; Mollusca; Cephalopoda; Sepiida; Sepiidae
Source: the annotation of a GenBank genome assembly